Molecule: messenger RNA, 1782 nt
Organism: Paracoccidioides brasiliensis Pb18
Product: U4/U6-U5 snRNP complex subunit PRP3
Exons: 1
Coding region: 1-1782 (593 amino acids)
Biological process (GO): mRNA splicing, via spliceosome
Cellular component (GO): U4/U6 x U5 tri-snRNP complex
Source: RefSeq, a predicted model, not a curated record
AUGGCGGACGCUGGCAAUGUGCUGAAGCGACCGCAUCCCGAAAACGAUGAAAGUAAUCUGCAGAAACGAUCGCGCUCCAACAAUGGCUCCCCUAUGCCCGGUAACGGCAGCAAAGGGGGCAUUAGCAAGGAAGAAAUUGAUAGGAUGGUGGCUGAGGCGUGUGCAAAGGCAGAGGCUGCUCGAGCAAAAAUGCAAGCCAAGAGAGGAGGAGGCACUCCCAUAGCAGCGACACAGUCAGCUUCACCGACGACUUCGUCAUCUGGCGUAGUUAGCCCAGCGCUUUCGAGACUGGAGCAAAUGAAAGCAAGGGUAGCAGCAGCUACGGGAAGGGUAAAUUCUACAGCCCAACAACGAACGCCUACUCCGUCUACAUUUAUGCCUCCAGUUCUUGAUGAUGGGUUAUCCCGGGCAAAAGGUGGUUUAGACGUUGGUCUGCAUCCCGCCCUACUAGGUGACACUACUCAAGAUUCGAAAUCGUCGAAAGGCAAACAAGCAAUGCAGCCUAAGUUUGCGACUACCAUGGCAAAUCGUCGAACAGAGUCGCCGGUCCCUUCAUUCAAGUCUGGCAAACAAAAAGCACAACUCGACCUGACCGCGCCCUCACUAGAAGAAACGAAGAACAACCCAUAUUUUGAUCCCAACCUUGGCGCGAAAAGUGCUAUAGCGAGACCUCGUCAGUCACGUCAGUUAGUAUUUAAUCAAAAAGGGAAAUAUAUUCAACAAGCAGCAGCGCUUCGACGUCUAGCUCAGCUCGAGAUUAUGAAAAAGAAAAUUGCCGAACGCGCACGCCAAGCGGGUGUAGACGAAGACUUGGAUGCCGAGAAAGCAUUUUUGGUUCCUGCUCCUCCCGCGAUCGAAUGGUGGGAUGAAGGUUUGGUCAAUGGUUCGGAUUAUUCAGUUAUUGAUGAUCCACAAAACCUCAAAGUUGAUACUCCAGACACCGUAAUCUCUAUAUAUAUUCAACACCCAGUACUCCUCGACCCACCACAGGAUAAAAACAUUCCAGCACCAAAGCCAAUGUUCCUUACGGCAAAAGAGCAAGCCAAAAUCCGUCGACAGCGACGGAUGGCAGACCUUAAAGAGCAACAAGCCAAAAUUAGACUGGGACUAGAGCCAGCUCCACCACCAAAGGUCAAAAAAUCCAAUCUUAUGCGUGUUCUAGGUGAAGAAGCUGUCAAGGAUCCAACCGCCGUCGAAGCUCGCGUCAAUCGGGAAAUCGCCGAACGAUUUGACAAACACGUGUCAGCCAACGAGGCGCGCAAGCUGACGAAGGAACAACGGCAUGAGAAACUCGCCACACAACAGGUUCAUGACGCAGCAAAGGGUAUAUAUAUGUCGGUGUAUAAAAUAGACAGUCUUGCCAACGGCCGACACCGGUUUAAAGUCAGUAAAAACGCAGAACAACAGAACCUCUCAGGAGUGUGCAUUAUGCAUCCAAAGUUCAACCUCGUGAUUGUCGAGGGCGGCCAUCAUUCUAUCACUGCCUACAAGAAGCUCAUGCUAAAUCGCAUUGACUGGUCUGAAAAUACACAUCCAAACAACGAUCGUGAAGCGCUGGCUUCGUGGCUUGCUGCGGAGGAUGAGAAAACGGGGGAACUGAAGGAUUUGAGCCAAAACACCUGUACGCUAGUUUGGGAAGGGGAAGAAAAAACUCGAGCAUUUAGAAAGUGGCUCGGGGCGCGUGUGUGUGAAACAGACGCUGCUGCGAAAGAUGCAUUAACGCGGGUUAAACUAGAGAACUUUUGGACAUUGGCGAAGAGUCUGAAAGCUGGGACAACAUGA